GAAGGCCUCCCGCCCCAUUGACUUGCUCGAGUGUAUACCGAAUUUGGGAUUCCGACAAACGAGGGAAACGGUUCGCUGGGCUUUAUAAUGCGCCGCGCGGGGCCGUGCGUAGCCUCGGCGCAGCACCAGCUCUUCCGCCACCUCGUUCUUCGCUCUUCCGGCAGGCCGAGGCCUAGCGCCGUCGCCAUGGCAACCGCAGCCUUCCCAGGCCCGACGGCCAUGGAGGAAGCUCUGAGCCGCGCCGUCCCGCCGCUGCCGCCUUACGAGACCCGGGAGAAAGUGGCGGCGCCAGCCGGGGCCGCCCUGGAGCAGCGCGGCGCGGAGUUCAUGCGCUACUACUGCGCCCUGGAGAGCGGCAGGCCGAGGGCCGAGCUGCUGAGCCGUCUGGCCCGCGACUUCGGCGUCGAGCACGGCCGGGUGGCCGAAGUGAGCGGGAAGGUGGCCCGGCUGCUGCAGCAGCAACAACAGCAGCAGCAACAGGAGGCGGCUGGGGGGAAAGGGGAUCACGAACCCGGCGCCCUCCUGCAGGCCGAGGACCGGCUCCGCCACUACCUCACGCCGCGCUACCGGGGCCUCUUCCAGCACCUCGGCAGGCAGGAGGGCGGCCUCCGCUUCCUGGUGGAGCUCCGCAGGGACCUGCUUGAAGCCCUGGCGGCCAGGGAGGCCGAAGGGCCGCAUGUUAGGGAAAUGAAUGGAGUGUUAAAGAAUAUGCUUUCAGAAUGGUUUUCCACAGGAUUCCUAAAUUUAGAGCGAGUUACAUGGCAGUCACCUUGUGAGAUUCUUCAAAAGAUUAGCGAUAGUGAAGCUGUACAUCCUGUUAGAAACUGGAUGGACAUGAAACGCCGUGUUGGAUCUUACAGAAGGUGCUAUUACUUUGCCCACUGUGCAAUACCUGGCGAGCCGUUGGUUGUUCUGCAUGUUGCACUUACAGACGAGAUAUCUAGCAGUAUCCAGGCCAUAGUGAAGGAGAUUCCCCCCUUAGAAGUUGAGGAUCUGAACAAAAUCACCACUGCAAUUUUCUAUUCAAUCAGUUUGACUCAGCAGGGCCUGCAGGGUGUGGAGCUGGGGACGUACCUCAUCAAGCGAGUUGUUAAGGAACUGCAGGUGGAAUUUCCUCAGAUCAAAGUCUUCUCUACUCUGUCUCCCAUUCCGGGAUUUACCAAAUGGUUCCUGGGCCUUCUUUCUUCACAGUCCAAGGAGACGGGCAGAUGUGAUCCUUUCACAGAUCCUGAAUAUCAAGAAAUAUCUGAGAUCACAGGAGACCCUGCUGUUGAAAUUCUAAAACGCCUCUUAGCAAACAAUGAAUGGGUGAGGUCAGAAAGACUGGUCCGAGCUUUACAGCAGCCACUUAUGAGACUGUGUGCCUGGUAUCUGUAUGGAGAGAAGCACCGUGGCUAUGCCCUUAACCCUGUGGCAAACUUCCAUCUUCAGAACGGUGCAAUGUUAUGGCGUUUGAACUGGAUGGCCGACACAAGCCCCCGUGGCAUCACUGCCUCUUGCGGAAUGAUGGUCAACUAUCGCUAUUUUUUGGAGGACACUAUGAGUAACAGUGCUGCAUAUCUUGGAACUAAACAGAUUAAAGCCUCAGAGCAGGUUCUAUCCUUAGUAACUCAGUUUCAGCAGAACAGCAAACUUUAAAUAAAUGAGGCAGCUUAAAAAACAACAAAUGCCUAUUUAAUUAAAUGAGAGUCUUGUGGUGUUUGUAUAUAAACCCAGCAGACAUUGUCCCUAAUCUCAUCAAAGAUUCAGUAUUGAACUGCCAGGCCAUUCUUGUUGCAUUGACAUGCUUUGCCAGAGAGGAAGAGCACAUUUAUGUUCUGGAUGAUACUUCCUGCAAACUGAAAGAGCUGGGUAAACUAUACUUAGUGAAAUGGCAAGCCAGUGCUGACUCCUAUGAACUGUGUGUUGUCCCUAGCCUUGCUCACCAAAUCAAUAGCCUUGUUUAAUCCACAUCUUCAAAAGAGUCGCUGAACACCUGAAUGCUCUGACACAUUAAAGGGAGAGGGAGAUCAAUACCAGAGUUACUAGAUAAAAGGGACAAGUAAGGGAAGACUUUUUGUCCAAGUGCACAAACAAAACAGCAUCUCAGAGCACCACUCCAAUAAGAUGUUUGUUUUACACACCCUUGCCUUCUGUUCUGUGCUAAACUCUUUGAUCAGGCCAUCCAUGUUGGCAUGGCACAGAAUGCCACCACUUGAGUUAUAGCUUUGCUAGGUCGGAGUGUGGAAACACCUUGGUGUGUGUUUGUUUGUGAUUUUGGCUCCUCUACUCAAGUACUCUCCAGAUAACAAGUGUAUGGAAUGAAGUGUCUGCAGCUUUGCAGUAACUAGUUAUGAUUUCAGAAGUGAAAUCAAGACUUCAAAUAUUGAAGAGAGAAAAGUAAGUUGUAAUGUGUUUUAUGACGUUUACAGACUUGUUUUGAAUAUAAAUGAUUUUUUUUUACUUGCAGAAUUAUAUAUUUAUUAAUCUGAAAUGUUCCAUAUUAAAAUAAGAUUUUGCCGUGAAAACAGGCCCUCUCUGUUUUUCAUGUGGUGCAGCUACUUUAGCUAAGUCUUUAACAGAAGUUGAUUCUGUUGUACGGAUCCUCGCUACCCUGCAAUUUAGAAGACAUGAAGGUGAUGGAGAAGGGAGAGCCUAGAAUCUGUGUCUCAGAACAUGAAGCUUUCAUUUUAAAAUGGGCACGUUAUAUUUGGAAAUGUGUGACCUUUGAUUUAGCUGACAUACAAACCAGCUUCUGAAAUUCUGAAAUUUUUCAGGUCAUGCUGGGCCUCCAUAUUUCCCAUGACAUCCAGGGCUCAGACCCCCUUGCUUUACUACAGUCUUUUUAACAACGCACACCUGCCUUGCACUUCACCCCUCUUUCCCCAGUUCUGGGCAGUCACCGUUACCUUCACUUUUUAAGCCACUGCCUUCUCACUUACUUUAGACACACAGAGGUCUGGUUUCCACAUAAUGCUGAGCUUACUGUGUAUUGAACUGUGGUUUUUUAAACCAUGUUUUGUUUAAUCAUCUGAACCCAUGGUUUAUUGUUGGCUCACAAAUAUUGGUUUGCUUUAACCAAAGCUUAGUGCUGUGAAUGAAAACAACACCCUUAACCAUGGUUUGCUAGCCACACCAAACACUCGCCAGGCUUUGAAAGAAUGAGGCAGGAAUAGCUAUGAAGCAAACCAGACUAUGGAGAAAAAAGCUAUAGUUUGAUUUGGGGGGGGGGGGACCGACACAAUUCAUAGUUUAUUAAACGGUAGUUGCCAUGGCUUAACUUUAUAUAUGCACAGAUCCUUCUCUUCCUCUUUUGCUAGGUGUGCCUUCUCACUUUCUUGUCAGUGAAGUAAUUCUCAUGUUGUGCUAAUUGUGCUGCUUAAUCUGGUAAGGUGUUACAUGGUAUUAUGUUUAUAUUUUAGUACAAUUUAUGUAAUGUGGAGCAUUGUAAUUCAGGUAUUAUUUGUAUUACACAGCC
Messenger RNA from Zootoca vivipara (common lizard), 3457 nucleotides. RefSeq names its product malonyl-CoA decarboxylase (gene MLYCD). Gene Ontology annotation, biological process: fatty acid biosynthetic process; malonyl-CoA catabolic process; acetyl-CoA biosynthetic process. The record is from RefSeq and is a predicted model, not a curated record. Gene Ontology annotation, cellular component: peroxisomal matrix; mitochondrial matrix. Lineage: Eukaryota; Metazoa; Chordata; Lepidosauria; Squamata; Lacertidae. Gene Ontology annotation, molecular function: malonyl-CoA decarboxylase activity.